CUAGGCUGUCGGCCAAUCUCAUGAAUUGAGUAACUACUUCACACAUCACACUUCUUCUCUUCCUUAAAAUACACACUGCUUACGCUUUAAUGCAACCCAUUUUCAUCUCUCUUUGCUAAUAUAACACCUUAUAUAUCUCUAACAAAAAAUCAAGAUUCUCACACCCCAACAUCUUUCUCUAUCCCUUUUACCAAGAUAUGAGCUUCAAACACUAAAUUGCUUUCACUAGUUCUUAUAUACCCAUCUUAAAGGGACAGAAAAGAUCUAAUAUUAUGGCUGGGGGAAGUUACUUCCAUUCUGGUGGGAGGAAAUCGUCUGAUUUCUGUUCAAAAAUCACUGUUGUGACUUUUCUUGGGAUUUCUUUCAUCGGGAUAUGGAUGCUGAUAUCAUCAUCAUCAUUCAGUAUACCUCUUCAAAACUCGGAGAUAUCUUCGACUUUGAAAGUUACCAAUAAUCUUUCGGGGCAGGGUUUUCUAGUCAAUGCAAAGAGAGAAGAGGAUGGAACAUUCCAGGGAGAGAAGGGGUUCAGAAGGGGAAGGUCUUUAAAGGAGAUUGAAGAUGAGGAAAGUGAAGGAGAUAGCUCUAAUUUAAGAAACGAAGAAGAAAAUCAAGAAAAUUCCGAAUCCAGUUCAUCCGGUGAUGAAUCACAAUCUGGCGAUGAGAGUUCAAAUGAAGAAAAUUCUGAAUCCACUUCAAGUGGUGGCGAGUCAGAUACCGGAGGUGAAGACUCAAAUACAGAUGAAAACGGCGACUUAAAAUUGGAAACAGAGAAAGCAAAGAAGAAAGAAACAGAGAAUGAGAUUUUUCCAGCUGGUGAUCAAUCGGAGAUUUUGAAAGAAACUACGACACAAAACGGGCCAUGGUCAACUCAGGCUGCCGAGUCUGAAAAGGAGAAUGAGUCACAGGAUUCUUCAUUGUCUAAGGGCUAUAAGUGGAAGCUAUGUAAAACUGAUGCUGGACCAGAUUAUAUUCCCUGUUUGGAUAAUCUGCAAGUUAUACGGAAGCUCCCUACUACUUCACACUAUGAACAUCGUGAGAGGCACUGCCCUGCUGAAGCUCCAACUUGCCUUGUUCCUCUGCCUUCAGGAUACAAGCAGCCAAUUGGAUGGCCUAGGAGCAGGGAGCAGAUAUGGUACUCUAAUGUUCCUCAUGCAAAGCUAGCAAAGGUCAAGGGGCACCAAAACUGGGUCAAAGUUACUGGAGAGUACCUUACUUUCCCUGGUGGGGGUACUCAAUUUAAGCAAGGGGCUCUUCAUUACAUUGAUUUCAUCCAGAAGACCUUGCCUCAAAUUUCAUGGGGCAAACAAACACGUGUUAUUUUGGAUGUUGGGUGUGGAGUGGCCAGCUUUGGAGGAUACCUAUUUGAAAGAGAUGUACUAGCAAUGUCACUUGCCCCCAAGGACGAGCACGAAGCCCAAGUGCAAUUUGCACUUGAAAGGGGCAUCCCUGCCAUAUCAGCGGUUAUGGGAACUAAAAGACUACCAUUCCCGGGUAAAGUAUUUGAUGCUGUACAUUGUGCACGGUGUAGAGUUCCAUGGCAUAUCGAAGGUGGCAAACUUCUCCUAGAAUUGAAUCGUGUCUUGCGGCCCGGUGGUCACUUCAUUUGGUCUGCGACACCUGUAUAUCGGAAGGAUGAAGAAAGCGUUGGAAUUUGGGAAGCUAUGUCUCAACUAACUAAGUCAAUGUGCUGGGAACUAGUGGAAAUUAAUGAAGAUAAACUAAAUGAAGUAGGUGUAGCUAUAUAUAGAAAGCCAACUUCAAAUGAUUGCUACCAGAGCAGAACACAAAAUGACCCACCUAUGUGUGAAGAAGCUGAUGAUUCAGAUGCUGCCUGGAAUAUAACACUUCAGGCAUGUCUGCAUAAAGCGCCAGCAGAUUCAUCUGCACAUGGAUCAAAGUGGCCAGCAAAAUGGCCUUUGAGGUCGGAGAAACUUCCUUCUUGGUUGAGAAGUUCUCAAGUUGGAGUUUAUGGGAAAGCAGCCCCAGAAGACUUUGCUGCAGACGAUGAGCAUUGGAAAAAUGUUGUGUCCAAAUCAUACUUAAAUGAACUUGGCAUUAACUGGUCUCAAGUAAGGAAUGUCAUGGAUAUGAAAGCUGUUUACGGAGGAUUUGCUGCAGCACUGAAAGACUUGAAAGUCUGGGUCAUGAAUGUAGUUCCAAUUGACUCACCCGACACACUUCCAAUUAUAUAUGACCGUGGCUUGUUUGGCAUAUACCACGACUGGUGUGAAUCCUUCAGCACCUACCCCAGAUCUUAUGAUCUUCUUCAUGCAGAUCACCUUUUCUCCGAUAUUAAGAAAAGGUGCACGAUAGAAUCAGUAUUUGCGGAAGUGGACAGGAUUCUGAGGCCAGAAGGAAAGUUGAUUGUGCGGGACAAUGCUGAAACUAUACUUGAAAUAGAGAAUAUGGCUAGGUCACUAAAAUGGAAAGUGAAGAUGUCUUACUCGAAGAAUGGUGAAGGAUUGCUAUUUGUUCAAAAAUCCUUUUGGCGUCCAAACCAAGAACAGAUAAUUAAGUCAGCCAUUGCAUAAACAUAUAAGAAAAAUCUCCAAAAUUAGAUACAAAUUUGAUGUUCUUUAUAAUAGUUUAGUUCACUUCCACUAAAUUAUUAGAGAAUACCAUCGCGAUUUUUUUUUUUUUUUUUUUAAAUUCUACUUGAGUUUUAUCAUGUUUGCCAUUCUCUGUAUAAUUAUCUCAACUUUGUGAUUCAUCAAAUGGAAAAAGUAUACAGGACUGCGUUUUGCGUAAUCCAACAGCCCAAUA
Messenger RNA from Lycium barbarum (goji berry), 2763 nucleotides. RefSeq names its product probable methyltransferase PMT24. The coding region runs from base 273 to 2531 and encodes 752 amino acids. The transcript has 9 exons. Lineage: Eukaryota; Viridiplantae; Streptophyta; Magnoliopsida; Solanales; Solanaceae. The record is from RefSeq and is a predicted model, not a curated record. Gene Ontology annotation, cellular component: trans-Golgi network; cytoplasm; endosome. Gene Ontology annotation, molecular function: methyltransferase activity.